Messenger RNA from Mercenaria mercenaria, 1250 nucleotides. Its product is annotated as intraflagellar transport protein 43 homolog A-like. The coding region runs from base 111 to 749 and encodes 212 amino acids. The record is from RefSeq and is a predicted model, not a curated record. Lineage: Eukaryota; Metazoa; Mollusca; Bivalvia; Venerida; Veneridae. Gene Ontology annotation, cellular component: intraciliary transport particle A; cilium. Gene Ontology annotation, biological process: intraciliary retrograde transport. The transcript is spliced from 9 exons.
UAGUUCUAUUCGUCAAUGUAUUAUUGAUAAUUACUUCCCUUGAACGGAUUCCAUUGUAAACAAACAGACAGACCCAAAUAAAAACGUAUUUUACGUCUUGAACAAACAAAAUGAGUGACGAUUUUGGUGGUUUUGAAACAGAAUCAAGCAAGAGAAAUGCAAAGCAAGGAAGACGUGCACAGUCUAAGCAAGCCAAGGCUCCACCAGCACCAGAAUUUGAAGGCACACCUGCAGGUGAUUCACCUCAACCAACACAAGACUUAGAUGAUGGCCCACCAAAACCAAACCGAGUAUCUGGCUGGGGAGAAGAUGCUCCUAGAAGAAGGGGAAGAAAUCUUGGUGAAGGCAUGGAACAGUUUGAAGAUGAACGGUUGAGACCACACAGUCCUGAUAAAAGUGAUGACUCGGACAAUGAUAUACCUGUGAUACCUGACCUGGAGGAGCAACAAGAGGAAGACAUAACACAAACAGUAGCAUAUGCUCCCAAUGUAGCAGUAAAUCGUGUAGCAACGUAUAAGGAACUAGAUAAUGAUCUACUACGACAGGCAGCAUUUCUUACUCUGGAUAAUGAGAUAGAUCUAAAACUUCUUACAAAGUCACUGGCUACUGAUGCAGAUCUUAUUGAGGAGGAUAAACCAUGGGAUUGGGACAGAUUAUUUACAGAAGUUACCUCUGAGUUGUUGACACAGUGGGAGAAAUCUGAACAAUCAGAAACUACUGAGAAAGAUACUGUUCCCAACGAAGCUUGAUAUCACAAGAAAUAACUGUUUAGGAUUGUUCUAUAACUUAUUUAAUUUAAAACUUUGAAGACUUAAAUGUCUUAAUUCUCUAGCUCUGACAUAGAUCUGUCAGUGCUUUUGAUUGAGAUUUUGUGACUAUUUAUAUUUACAGAAUAAUAAUGUUAAUUGACCUCUUGAUAAUAGUUAUUUAAGGAUCCCAGAUUGAAACAGAACAUUUAAAAAGAAGAGUCAGCAGUUUUAUUAUUGCUAAGUAAAAAAAAGUAGUAGUAUGACAGUCAGGACAAUAACUGGAACAAAAUUUAUGUGAUCAUGUCACAGAUAUACGUAAAGAAUUUGAUGUGUUCUUCUUAACAUUCCGUCCAUGGAUAUCAUGUGCUUUUUAUUACAGAAUUCUUCUAUUUGUGAAAUAUAUGUUACAUUUUGAAUGUGUAUCUUGUAAUUAUUUAUACAAAAUAUUGUAAUAAAUACAAUUAUAAUGUAAUAAAGAGUACUUUUUAUAUGACUUAAGCU